Molecule: messenger RNA, 3670 nt
Organism: Scomber japonicus (chub mackerel)
Lineage: Eukaryota; Metazoa; Chordata; Actinopteri; Scombriformes; Scombridae
Gene: nrd1b
Product: nardilysin b (N-arginine dibasic convertase)
Exons: 31
Coding region: 28-3354 (1108 amino acids)
Biological process (GO): proteolysis
Molecular function (GO): metal ion binding; metalloendopeptidase activity
Source: RefSeq, a predicted model, not a curated record
CCGAAGCAAAAGUCGACUCCUGUCAGAAUGCCUCAGACCAACAAGUCAGUGAGCGGCGGCAGCGUGCCGGGCCAGGCGUCCGCUCCAGACCAAGGCGAGCCUCCGCCACAAGAGGACCCCAAGGCGCAGGUAGCUGCUGGAGACGGAGGCGGGGGGGCGGCUGCAGGAGACCAGGGAGACCCGGAGAUCAUCAAAUCACCCAGCGACCCCAAGAAGUACAGAUACAUCGAGCUGAGUAACGGCCUGCGAGCGCUCCUCAUCUCCGAUUUCAGCGGGACGGAGGAUAAGAGCGGCGCCGAAAGCGGAGAGAGCCACCGAGACGAUGAGGAAGACGAGGAGGACGAAGAGGGAGAGGGGGGAGACGGCGAGGACGAGGGUGACUCAGGCGAGGGAUCGGAGGAAGACGAGGAGGAGGACGAAGAGGAAGAGCAGGACAGCGACUUCGACGAGCUGGACGAGGAGAACGCGGGGAAGAAGAAGAAAGGAAGCUCCGAGAAGCAGGCAGCAGCUGCUCUGUGCAUCAGUGUGGGAAGCUUCAGCGACCCGGACGAUCUUCCCGGCCUCGCUCACUUCCUGGAACACAUGGUGUUCAUGGGCAGUGAGAAAUACCCGGCGGAGAACGGCUUCGACGCCUUCCUGAAGAAGCACGGCGGCAGCGACAACGCCUCCACCGACUGUGAGAGGACCAUCUUCCAGUUUGACGUGCAGAGGAAAUAUUUCAGAGAGGCGCUCGACAGGUGGGCUCAGUUCUUCAUCUGUCCUCUGAUGAUCGAAGACGCCAUCGACAGAGAGGUGGAGGCAGUGGACAGCGAGUACCAGCUGGCGCGGCCGUCUGACUCUCACCGUAAAGAGAUGCUGUUUGGUAGUUUGGCAAAACCGGGACACCCGAUGGGCAAAUUCUGCUGGGGUAACGCUCAGACAUUAAAACACGAGCCCAGAGAGAAACAGAUCAACACCUACCAGCGGCUCCGAGACUUCUGGAGGAGAUACUACUCGGCUCAUUACAUGACGCUCGCCGUUCAGUCCAAAGAGUCUCUGGACACUCUGGAGCAGUGGGUCAGAGAAAUCUUCAUCAAUGUUCCCAACAACGGUGAACCUCGAGCCGACUUCUCUGACCUCCUACAGCCGUUUGAUACUCCAGCCUUCAACAAACUCUACAGAGUGGUUCCUGUGAGGAAGGUUCAUGCUCUCACCAUCAGCUGGGCCGUACCACCACAGGGAAAACAUUACAGAGUGAAACCUCUUCAUUACAUCUCCUGGCUGAUUGGACAUGAAGGAACCGGCAGCAUCCUGUCUCUGCUCAGGAAGAAGUGUUGGGCUCUGGCUCUGUUUGGAGGAAACAGUGAGACGGGCUUCGACCAGAACACCACCUACUCCAUCUUCUCCAUCUCCAUCACCCUCACCGACCAGGGCUACCAGAACGUCUACGAGGUUGUUCAUCUGGUGUUCCAGUACCUGAAGAUGCUCCAGACUCUGGGCCCUCAGCAGAGGAUCUAUGAAGAAAUUCAGAAGAUUGAAGCCAAUGAGUUCCACUAUCAGGAGCAGACGGAUCCGAUCGAGUUUGUGGAGAACAUCUGUGAGAACAUGCAGCUGUUUCCCAAAGACGACUUCCUGACCGGAGACCAGCUCAUGUUUGAGUACGACCAGGAGGUGAUCAGUGCGGCUCUCUCCCUGCUGACUCCGGACAGAUCAAACCUGCUGCUGCUUUCACCAGAGAACGAAGGCCAAUGUCCACUCAGAGAGAAAUGGUUCGGUACCUGCUACAACAUGGAGGACAUCCCAGAGGAGUGGGCUCAGCGUUGGGCAGGAGACUUCGAGGUCAACCCUGGACUUCAUCUUCCUGCUGAGAACAAGUUCAUCGCGACGGAUUUUACUUUGAAAGAGUUCGACUGUCCGGAGUCUGAGUUUCCUGUCAGGGUGGUCAACAACGAGCGCGGCUGUCUGUGGUACAAGAAGGACAACAAGUUCAAGAUCCCUAAAGCUUAUAUUCGGUUCAACCUGAUUUCUCCGAUGAUCCAGAAAAGUCCAGAGAAUCUGGUGCUGUUCGACAUCUUCGUGAACAUCUUGGCUCAUAAUCUGGCGGAGCCGGCGUACGAGGCCGACGUGGCUCAGCUGGAGUACAAGCUGGUAGCCGGAGAGCACGGACUGGUGAUCCGGCUGAAGGGGUUCAACCACAAACUGCCUCUGCUGUUGAGGCUCAUCGUCGAUCAUCUGGCCGACUUCACCGCCGAGCCGGGAGUCUUCUCCAUGUUCUCAGAGCAGCUGAAGAAAACAUACUUCAACAUCCUCAUCAAGCCAGAGAGGCUGGGCAAGGACGUCCGCCUGCUGAUCCUGGAGCACUGCCGCUGGUCGGUGAUCCAGAAGUAUCAGGCCGUCAUGAAGGGUCUGACCGUCGAUGACCUCAUGACCUUCGUCAGCGGGCUGAAGGCAGAGCUGUACACCGAGGGGCUGGUGCAGGGCAACUUCACCAGCACGGAGUCCAAAGAGUUCCUGCAGUACUUCAUAGAUAAGCUGCAGUACCAGCCGCUGCCAGCAGAGGUCCCCGUGUUGUUCCGGGUGGUGGAGAUGCCUCAGAAACAUCAUCUGUGUAAAGUGAAGUCUCUCAACAAGGGAGACGCCAACUCUGAGGUCACCGUCUACUUCCAGUCGGGUCUGAAGAACCUCAGAGAGCACGCGCUGAUGGAGCUGAUGGUGAUGCACAUGGAGGAGCCGUGCUUCGACUUCCUCAGGACGAAGGAGACACUCGGGUACCAGGUGUACCCGACCUGCAGGAACACUUCAGGUGUGCUGGGAUUCUCCGUCACCGUGGAAACGCAGGCCACUAAGUUCAGCACUGAGUUCGUAGAUGAGAAGAUCGAGGAGUUCCUGCUGAGCUUCGGCGAGCGUCUGGCGGCUCUGAGCUCGGAGGCGUUCAGGACUCAGGUGACGGCGCUCAUCAAGCUGAAGGAGUGUGAAGACGCUCACCUGGGAGAGGAAGUGGACCGCAACUGGUUCGAGGUCGUCACGCAGCAGUACGUCUUCGACCGGCUCAACAAGGAGAUCGAGGCUCUGAAGCGGUUCUCUCAGGAGGAACUGGUCUCCUGGUUCUUGGAGCACAGAAACAGCAGCAGCAGGAAGCUCAGCGUUCAUGUUGUGGGUUUCGGCGUGGAGGAGAACGACCAAUCAGAGCAGAGCGCCUGCUGCACCACGGACACCGCGGACAACCCCCCCCCCUCCUCGGCGUACGGCGAGGUGAGCGAGCUCAGCUUCCUGUCGGCUUCGGCUCCGUCGCUGCGGGACGCGGCGCUCAUCACUGACAUCCGCGCCUUCACCUCCUCCCUGCCCCUGCACCCCUACCACAAGAUCCUCAGCUAGGUCGCCCCACUGGACGCAACCGCAGACCUCCGCACCCUCGCUCCGAGCGGCAGAGAUAAUAAAGUAACCAUGGCAACAGCUAGCAUUGAUAAUGGCACUGAUUGAUCCGAGAGGACUCUGAUAGGACGGACAGAGACCGAGCAGACGGGUUUUUACUUUUGUAAAUUAUUUUCUGUCAUGUGAGUGGUUGUAACGAUGCUGCGUUCACUUCCUGCGGGAAAAAUCAGAUUCUGGAGCGUUUUUUUUUUUUUUUUUUUUUUGUCAAAUUAUCAAAGUGACGUGUUUUUUUUAUCCAACUUUUAGGAUUAAAAGGGAG